AUGGCCCGCGCUGCAUCCCGUGAAGAUAUAUCCAUGGACAGUAUGGACGCGGUGGACAUCUUUCGACAUUUGGAUGCCAAUCAAGUGCUUCUUGAAAGAGAGCUGUCUUCUUUCGUUGUUGCCAAUGAAGGUGCACAUACCUAUCCCAGGAACGGGGUCGAGGGAUUACUACAGCUUAAGCAGCUUCCCACCCUUUUCAGGGCGUCUUUCUCGGAUCUUAUCGCAGCGCUGCCGCUUAACGUUUCUGUUGGUACCGGCAUCGAAGAUCCGACUGCGACUCUCACAACUGCCGAUCUACCCAAAAGCCACUAUGCACGGUAUCGAUGCAUCUUCUCCAACGCGGACGGCAUCCAAUGCUCCACGUGGACUCGAAUACCUUACGUUAUCGACACUUAUCUGCGAGGUCUGGCAAGCGUACUAGCCGUUGCAGCCAACUCCAGUAUCUUCAAAGACCGAUUGGAAACACAAUUACAGUCAGGUUUGAAAUUAAUGGUUUGCCAACAACACGACGAAGAAUCGGUUACUACUCAGACCGAAUCCAUGGCCGUUGCGUGCCGUGUUGUUAUCGAAGAAUGGCGGAGUAGCGAACACCGCUGGCGCAGUGCCGGCAAACUUGCGUCGCAGGAGCGGCUCGAGGAAGAAUCUCCCUCGUCCGUCCCAAAAUUGGCUCAAAAUGUCACGCAAGAAGUCAUCAGGCUGCAUGGUGAGAAUGACAAACUUCGGGGAGAGCUCCUGGCAUUACGCGAGCUGUCGAGACUUUCGUAUACCGGCUUGGGUACACCGGGUGACACCACACCGGGGUGA
Messenger RNA from Ramularia collo-cygni, 804 nucleotides. RefSeq lists its product as uncharacterized. Bases 1 to 804 code for a protein of 267 amino acids. The record is from RefSeq and is a predicted model, not a curated record. NCBI's taxonomy places the organism in Eukaryota, Fungi, Ascomycota, Dothideomycetes, Mycosphaerellales, Mycosphaerellaceae. The transcript has a single exon.